This is a messenger RNA of Striga hermonthica, 837 nucleotides long. The record is from the annotation of a GenBank genome assembly. Lineage: Eukaryota; Viridiplantae; Streptophyta; Magnoliopsida; Lamiales; Orobanchaceae.
AUGAAAGAAACUAAGCCUUUCAUGGCAGUGACUCAUUUGCCUACGGCCUUCGUCUUUGCUGCAGUCUUCUUCCUGAUCGUCGGCUCACAAGCUUCUGCAGUUUCGAAGGCUGAUAAGCCUCUCCAGUUCACAUACUCCGGGCCCAAAGGCCCGAACCAGUGGGCGAGCCUGAGCCCGAGCUUCUUUCUCUGUGCGACUGGAAAAUCUCAGUCGCCAAUCGAUAUUAUCACUGGUGGAGCUGUACCGAGUAAGACGUUGAAGCCCCUGGUCAGGGAGUACAAUGCCGUGAAUGUUACUUUGGUCAACAACAAGUACACUGUUGCGAUUGAAUACCCUGAACACACAGGAGAGAUAAUUGUAGAUGACAAACACUAUUCCUUGAAGCAAAUGCACUGGCAUUCUCCUUCUGAGCAUAGAAUCAAUGGAAAAAGAUUCGCUGCCGAGCUUCACAUGGUGCACAUUUCUGAGGACGGUAAUGUGUCGGUGGUGGCGACCCUUUUCAAAUAUGGAAAACCCGAUCCGCUUCUCGGAAAGAUAAACGACAAAAUGAAUGAUCUGGUUUACGAGGCCAAAAAUCGCGAGGCGAGUCCAAUUACGAUCCAGGGGUUUCAUCCGGUGGAAUUAAGGGAAACUUCUAGAAAGUACUACAGAUACAUAGGCUCCGGCAGCGUUCCGCCUUGCUCGGAGAAUCUCAUGUAUCUUGUACUUGGAAAGGCGAGGUCAAUAUCAAAGGAACAAGUGGAGGCACUGAAGGCUCCUCUAGACGUGAGGUGCAAGUUUAAUGCCAGGCCAUGUCAGCCAAUCAAUGGAAGACAGGUGGAGGUAUAUGAUGGUUAG